AUGAACAAGACCAAAGUUCUUCAGGUGUGGAUGGGGAUCUUGUUAUGUUCUGUAAACGGAUUACUGGGUUUGGCUCUGGACUGCUCCGAUCGCGAUCCUACAGGAGCACGAUGCUCAAUUUCUGUAGAGAAACUUCUUGAUCGAGCCAUCCAGCAUGCUGAGCUCAUCUACCGCAUCUCAGAUGAGGCCAGGACGUUGUUUGAAGAGAUGUUCAUCCCUUUCUCAAUAUCCACUCAUCAAGGCCACGGAGGCAACUCUUGCACAUCCAAUCUUGUGCAUGUCCCUACAUCCACAAUCGAAAUUCAACAAAUUUCGGACAAAUGGCUCCUCCACUCGAUCUUGAUUCUGGUUCAGUUCUGGAUCAAUCCCCUGGCUGACCUGCAGGAUUCUCUCGACAUGUACGACAACGCCCCCAGCUCCCUCCUCAGCAAGACCAGGUGGAUGUCAACCAAGCUGAUGAACCUUAAACAGGGAGUGCUUGUCCUUAUGACUAAGAUGCUGGAUGAAGGAAGUCUGGAGCUGGAAAAUAAUGAGAGUGUGACACGCCACAUUGUUGCUCCUGCUAAGGCGGAGCACAUGCUGAGGGACUACAUGGUGUUGUCCUGCUUUAAAAAGGAUGCUCAUAAGAUGGAGACAUUUCUAAAACUGCUUAGAUGCCGCCAAACAGAUAAGCUGAGCUGCUCCCUUUUCUAGCCAUGUGAAAAGAUCUAUGGUGGGCUUUCCAGGAAAUGGAAUUUCACAUACCUAGAUAAAUAUUUUAAAUUCUGGAAAAAUCCUAUACAUGCACAAUAAAGACAAUACAUCUUUUUUGCAAAUUUAUUUUAGAAUGAAUGCCUGUCUAUUUGUAUUUUUU
This is a messenger RNA of Pangasianodon hypophthalmus (striped catfish), 853 nucleotides long. RefSeq names its product somatolactin beta (gene smtlb). Bases 1 to 693 code for a protein of 230 amino acids. The record is from RefSeq and is a predicted model, not a curated record. Gene Ontology annotation, cellular component: extracellular region. Lineage: Eukaryota; Metazoa; Chordata; Actinopteri; Siluriformes; Pangasiidae. Gene Ontology annotation, molecular function: growth hormone activity; growth hormone receptor binding. The transcript has 5 exons. Gene Ontology annotation, biological process: response to nutrient levels; animal organ development; growth hormone receptor signaling pathway.